GUACCACGGAGUGGGGUGACCCUUGUUCGCGCAUGCCCGUAGAGCUCGCUUCGACGCGGCUACGGCCGUCACCUCAGUCUACAGCUGAGAGGCUACAGGCGAUAGAUACCUCUUGAUUUUAACCCUUAACAAGCGGUUAGGACCAUAAAAUCCUAUAUUGUACAAAAAAAUGUUGGAGCCAAAAUCACUAGAACCGCACCACCGCCUCGAAAAACUUUUUAAAAACCAAACAUUGUGACGCACAAUACAAAGCUUUCGAAAUUAAUUAAUAUUUUAAAUUCAACAUUGUAACAAUUACUUUUGGAAGCGUAAUUAUUGUCGGUAUUGUAUUUAGAAUUUUGUCUAUUCUCUACUUAGGGUAUAAUAAGAUAGUUAUUAUUUUUAUAUGGAGCGAUAAAUAUUUCGAUUGUCUCCUGUUUGGAGAAAGGAUUGUUGUUACAGAAACUGUGUUGACAAAAGCGAAGCUUAUCUGUUAUAUUGAAAUAAAAAUAAUAAAAAAAUGUCGUUAAAUUAGGUGCUAUUUAGGACUCGAUCAACUCUGAUUUCCGUAACGAAUUGGAAAUGGAGCCAUACUCUGACGAUUUGCUAUGGUUGGUGAUAUGCGGUUUCGUGGUGGCUUUUAUCCUGGCGUUUGGCAUUGGCGCCAAUGACGUGGCCAACUCCUUUGGAACCAGUGUUGGCUCCAAGGUGCUGACAUUGACGCAGGCGUGUAUUCUCGCGACCAUCUUCGAGAUUGCUGGGGCAGUGUUGAUUGGCUACAAAGUGUCCGAUACAAUGCGUAAGGGCAUCCUCGACGUGAAUCUUUAUACGGAUGGCGGCGAACACCUUCUGGCGGCCGGGUGCCUUGCCGCGCUCAUUGCCAGCGCAGCUUGGCUCAUCGUGGCCACUGCCCUACGCCUGCCAGUAUCUGGCACCCACUCCGUGGUGGGCGCUACCGUGGGGUUCACUCUAACUGCCAAAGGCCCUAUUGGAGUGCGUUGGUCUACGCUUGGAGCUAUUGUGGCAUCGUGGUUCAUCUCACCUGUUCUGAGCGGGACAGUGUCAGCAGCGCUGUACUGGCUGGUGCGUCGGUUCAUCCUCCGAGCUCCCCAGCCCCUCACUGUCGGUCUUCGGGCGCUGCCAUUCUUUUACGGGGCUACCAUUGCUAUUAACGUGCUCAGCGUGGUGCAUGAUGGACCUAAAUUAUUGGGAAUGGAUAAAAUUCCACUGUGGGGAGCAUUGUUAGCAUCAGUGUCGCUGGGUGUGAUAAUCGCAGGUUUAGUGCGUGCGUUUCUAGUUCCACACUAUCGUAAGAAACUCUCAGCAACUCCAGUCAAUUUUACUUUAGGAUUAUCGAAUGAAACGACGCCAGCCAAUACUCCAACGCAUUCUAAUAAAACUAGCGUCCCUCAACGUCCAACGUCGCUGCUCUCCGAAGAUGGGAAAGUUCUAGAAGCUAUAGCAGAGAGCGCUGAAAUGGUGACCCUGAGUGAUGCCGACAGGGUUUCCAUAGGGGUCAAAGAAAUGAACUUACGAAACCGCGCUUUACUAGCCACCAUGGAUGACUGCAGUAUCUUAUCAAGGAGCUUAAGCCCACCCAACAAGUCUCGGCUGCAACUGAUUGACGCUGAUCCGCAAAUUAAUACUCUAAAGUACAUAGAUGAAACCCUUAGUUGCUGUAAAAGUUUGGACUCGUCCCAGUUGGCAGGCAUGGGCGAGAGCUACGAUUCUAGGAACGGUUUCUUUGGCGGAUCAUGCGACACUAUUGCACGUGGAGAAUUCGAUCGAUUUGCGGCUGCUAGAGUAGUUCCGACUACUGUAGAAUUCGAUACGCCUCCUCCUAGGGUGGACAAGGCUCCAGAAGGCAGCGCAUGGAGCAUCGACUGCGACGCGCGGACCACCAAGCUGCCAGCCAUAACGCCCAACUCCAGCGCGGCGCCGCUGCUACGAGCCUGCACCCCGCCGCCACCUGCGCCGGCGCCGGCGCCCCCUCCAGACACGCUGAAGCUAUUCUCGUUCCUACAAGUGCUGACGGCUACUUUCGGCGCGUUUGCACAUGGGGGCAAUGACGUCAGCAACGCGAUCGGUCCCCUCGUGGCUCUAUGGCUGCUGUACUCAGAAGGCGGCGCGCACGCCAAGGCCGAGACUCCGUUGGCCAUCCUCGUCUUCGGCGGAGUGGGCAUCGCGUUAGGCCUAUGGCUGUGGGGACGGCGCGUCAUCCGCACCGUGGGCGAAGACCUUACCAGCAUCACGCCGGAUACCGGAUUUACCAUCGAGCUGGGCGCGGCGCUGACGGUGCUUGUGGCCAGCAAGGCGGGGUUGCCGGUGUCCACCACGCACUGCAAGGUCGGCUCCGUGGUCUGCGUCGGCUACUUCUCCGAGAAGGCUGUUGACUGGAGUCUGUUCAGGAACAUAAUAUUCGCGUGGGUGGUGACGGUGCCAGCCGUGGCUGGUAUGGCGGCCCUAUCGAUGUUGGCGUUGGAAGCUUUCGCUGUUUAGUGUAAGCGGCUGUUAAUCAUUCGCAAGCAGGGUAGUACAAUUGUGUUUUGGCGCAAACGCAUUUCACGUGUUUAUUAUUUAUUUUUACAACGUUUAGCUCGGCUUUAAGUUAUCUUUACGUUGUUAAUACUUUUAAUUUUAAUUAAUUAUGUAUGUAUUAAUCGGUAUGUACGAGUAAGUUACAAGCAAAUGUGAUUAUUUUUCAUCAAAUGUUACUUAGUUAUAAUAAAUAUCCAAAGAGCCACGUACUUCACCAUCAUUACUUAAAUUAUCUCAAAGCGCUAAGGAGAAGACAUAAUAUGUAAAUUUUCGAAAUUUUGUGAUUUUAUCAGGUGGAUUUAGAAUCGAUGCCAAACUUUGUGAUUGUUUUUUGUUUAAAUGCACCACAAUAAUUGUUAACAACAACGUCAAAAUGUUAUUAAAAUAAGGAGAUAAAUGUAGGACUGAUAUUGAAUUGAAUCUCCAAGACAUUAUUUUUGAAGCAUUAUUAGGAAUUCAAUAGUCGUAUGUGAAAACUUUGCUACGUAUAAAGGUAUUAAUUAAUAUUUUCCUAUAGCAGGUACCUCCUUGUGAGUAACAUGUAACAUUCGUCGAUGAAUUGGAUUUUAAAGCUUUCAAAAUAUGCCUCCUGGUUACAGUCAUCAUAGCUUGUUACCAUCGAGUCACACGGGAGUAACAAUGUUACAAUUAAAUUGAAAAAAAAAAGUCCCAGCCAGUCACACCGUUAGAUACUUGUUAACCUGUAUUUUCUUACAGUGAGUGAGUUUAGAUAACUUAAUUAUUACGAUUUUAAAUGUAUUUUGUACAUUGUAUCUUUACAAUGAAAUUUCGUAAUAUCCUUGAUAUUUAAUGUGUGACUGGAUGGGAUUUUUUUCCCAACGAGUACAGUGUUACACCUUUGGGUGUGACUCGUUGGGAAUAAGCAACUAUGUAGGUAGUUACCAUGAAAUUAUAAUGUCAUUUUUUCAAAAAAUUACGAAAUUAUUUUGUAAGUACAAAUCUACCUUCAUGUCAUUUAUCUUUCUAUUUGCAACUAUAAUUACAUAUGUUGUUUUGGAAUAUUUAUUUAGCUUUUAUGUGAAACUGUGAUGUAGUUUAUAUUUCUGACCAAAAAUUCUUUGAAUGUGCCAUAGAAAAUGUAAUUAAGUUAAUUUAGCUCAAAAUCUGAAUUUUGGCUAUUCUAAAAUCUAAAUCACUAAGUAGGUAGGUGUUUAAGGUUUCGUCCAGACAAGUCGAUUGAUUGAUGUAAUUUCGUUGGAAGUAGUCGGUAUCAGGUAAAAUGUUCAAUGUUAACUCUAACGUGCACGUUUAAUUGGUAAAAUUCACUAAAAUGGCCUAUUAGUUAAAAUUAAUAGAAUGUGAUCUGACCUUUUAGUACUUUUUAGCGAAUAUUUUCUAUCUGGCAUAUCGACCAAAUCAAACAUAGAUUGUACCUUAGCGUUUUUAUGCUUUUAUUUAGUACCUAAGAUUGUACUUACCAGUUUAGUUUUGUACUCUACUUAUGUACCUUUUAUGUUAUUAAAGACACUAUUCAACUUAC
Molecule: messenger RNA, 4018 nt
Organism: Ostrinia furnacalis (Asian corn borer)
Lineage: Eukaryota; Metazoa; Arthropoda; Insecta; Lepidoptera; Crambidae
Gene: NaPi-III
Product: Na[+]-dependent inorganic phosphate cotransporter type III
Exons: 10
Coding region: 562-2478 (638 amino acids)
Biological process (GO): phosphate ion transmembrane transport
Cellular component (GO): membrane
Molecular function (GO): phosphate transmembrane transporter activity
Source: RefSeq, a predicted model, not a curated record